Molecule: messenger RNA, 4348 nt
Organism: Anguilla rostrata (American eel)
Lineage: Eukaryota; Metazoa; Chordata; Actinopteri; Anguilliformes; Anguillidae
Gene: il34
Product: interleukin 34
Exons: 8
Coding region: 1194-1811 (205 amino acids)
Biological process (GO): positive regulation of monocyte differentiation; positive regulation of protein phosphorylation; positive regulation of macrophage differentiation
Molecular function (GO): macrophage colony-stimulating factor receptor binding
Source: RefSeq, a predicted model, not a curated record
GAAUCCGUUGUAGUGGUCAGUGGGGGCGUUUGUGGCCGGACAGGCUAAUACCUCUGAGCGUGAGUGCGCGAACAGACGGGGUGAGUGGCGAAGGAGGCGGUUUUCGCCUCAGAGCGCGUGGGAUCCCUGACACCCCACCACGGGGCAUGACAUGUCUUAAGACAAUUUAUUGCAAGCUGUGACACAUUGCUGUGGUCUUUCGGUGUCCCAAAGGGAUAAAGCUGGAUCAGGAUUGGGCCGUAGUAUGAAUAACUUCGAAAAGCUCACCGUUGGAGAGCCAUAUCUCGGAAUUGACGGCAAUGAGAAAACGAUGAAUUGUAUUCUGGUUUAGAUAUUAUUUUAUAGGCUAUUCAGAUUUCUGUCAAUAUCUCUCUAACACAAGUGUCUAUUCACGGGAGGCACCGGGAGAGUGGCUAGACACCCUCGAAAGUGAAAGUAAAUAUUAUCGUCUGGCAUCGCCGUGAUUCGCGAGGCGACGUGGACAAGCACGAGGCUACUCUUGAACGGACAUUAAUAUCUGGUAAGACAGGAAGCUGUUGACUUCACGACAUAGAAAGUGGACAACAUCGUGCUGGGGUUUUAGCCUUGGGAAAUUCCACUUUUUAUUUCCAUUUGUAAUGGAAAGGGGGAGUGCGUUUCUUUGAGAGUAUUUUAUGAUCUACGUCACAGCUAAGGGAGAUUAUUCUCUCUCAAUGACUACACACGCGCGCGGAUCCCGCUUUGUCCCACGCUUAAAACCUUGAGGUCAGUCUUUCAGGUGUCCAUUUGCACCUUGGGGAUGGCGCCAAGUAGGACAAUCCAGGGCUGAGAGAACUGUAUGAGGAGAAGGAGAAUCAAAGAGGAAGACCUUCUGAGGGGACGAGCAUCCUCGCGAACUGCGUCAGUCCUGCAGGAGGAAGAGACCUAGACCGCUGAGAGCGCCCCGCCCCCCUCGCCAGCAGCUGCCACGGAGAGCAGCGGAGGAGACCGCCGCCGAUCACCCGCCGGAGGACCGCCCGCCGCGCUUCGUUUUUCCGCUUCGGGGCCCCCACCCGCCCCCCCCCCGCCGCCCCGGGAGAGGAGGGAGAGGGAGACGGGACAGCGAGGGAGACGGGACAGCGAGGGCGAGAGACGGGCGCGACCCCCGGGAGACCGACCCUUCUGCGUGUGCCGGAGCCGCCUGCGGUCCUCCCCCCCCCCCCCCCCCCGGAGCCAUGACCCGUGCAGCGAUUUGGCUCUCUGCACUGGUAUUGGGUUUAACCUGGUUACUGCCGGCUGCGGUGAUGUCCACUCCACCCCGCAUCUGCACGUCUAUAGACACCCUGAAGGACAGGCUCAACUUCACCAACAGGAGACAGUACAUGAAGCACAAUUUUCCGAUUAACUACACCAUUCGAGUGCAUUAUGUUGAGGUCUUCAGGGUGCACAACAUCAGUCUCCUGAACAGGACGGAGGAGCUGAAGGCCCGGGACCUGCAGGAGCUGUGGCUCCUGAUCAAUCAGGAGGUGCUGAAGAAGGUGCUGAGGGUGCUUCCCGAAAGGCACCCGUCCCGCACGUACGCCUCGGACCUGGAGAACCUGUUCAGGAUAAUCCAGCAGCUCUUCCUGCAGGAGCUGGGCGAGUGGGAGCCUCCUGAGGUGCUGCAGGAGGUCCUGGACAGUGUGAGAGAUCCAGAGGUCACAGAGUGGAAGUCGGUGAAGCCCAAAGCCCUGCUGGACAACUGCUACCGCACCAUGCACUGUCUGUUCUGCGACUGCUUCCAGUGCCAGGAGAACUUCUGUGAUGUUCUUCACUGGAAGAGAGGGAACAAGAGGCCGCCCAAACAGGCCUGAAGAAGCCUCUCUCUCUCUCUCUCUCUCUCUCCAAGGGGGAGUCGGGCAGGACUGAGCCCAAGGUUCUGCCUCGCCCAGCGAUCUCCAGGCAGGCAGGGGCAUGCUCUGUGCUGAACACUACUCUUCAACGCUCUGCUUCUGUUUGCUGUCAUGGAGACAGCCUCCAAAAAAAAACAAAACAAAACACUGCACGGGGCCCCCCCACCCCCUCCCCUCCCACCCCUCGUCCGUCCACAUGUCCGUUCCCAACAUGCCACGCCCGCCAAGAAGGGGACUCCCGAUUGGUUUAGGACGCACGCUCACGGUGCUCCGUCUCUGCAGCUGAUUGGGUCUCCGAUGGUAACACCUGGCUCUCCUGCCUGGCAGAGAGCCCUGGGGAGAACACGCUCCGAUCCCGCGAGACGCCGCUGCAGGCAGCCAAGGCUUCGUAGCUUCUGCGCUUCUAGCAUGCUUCAGUGCAGUCAGUCCAGUCCGUAGUGCUUCACCGCUAGCCGCCGUGGAGUGUGUACAUAAAUGUAAACCCGAUCGCGUCUGUGCUGCUGCGAAUCAACAGCUUCCAGAGGCCUUUCGUAGGGCUUUUCCAAAAUAGGCCUCGCAGCCGCCCCGCGCGCCUGCAACCCGUGCCCUGUGCACGCGCCGAGAAAGCCGUCAGGAAGCUGGAAAGGACAUUCCACAGCCCCAGUCACAGCUCGCCUCUCUCUACCCCAGGGUAGCCGAGACUCAAUGACUGCGUGCCCGCGGCUGUGUCCUGAUCACAGUGGUCCUGAUCAACUGUAAUAUCCUUCUUUUAUACAGCGUUGUCGUGUUUGAUAUUUUUUCGGAAAGCCGAGUUCGUGAGGAACAGUUUGUUGUCGUUGGUUUUGUGGUGUAGUGGGCAUUUCAUUUCAGGGUCCUCGCCAAGGUUGGUGUUCUGGUGCGUUCUCACCGAUUCCGGCGCUCGACGCGUUCUGUUCAUUUUCCGCGUGGAGGCUGUGCGGUGUGUGGUGGUUGCGGCCCGGCGAGUGGUGUGGUGCGUUCGCCGGUUCUGUAUUCGCAUAGGGUAUGCUCCACCAUUAUUCUAUGGGAGAAGAAACCAGCGCAGCUCGCCUGGCUCACGAAACAGCAACUGCAUUGCCCGUUUCUCGACCUUCUUCAGAAACACAUUUCUGUGGACUGUCUAGGUGGAAUAAGAGAAAGCUUACGAACAGGCCGCCAUGUUGUUCUGGUUUGAAGAUGGGGAGCCAAAACCGACUGCAGUGCAUCUGUCCAAUCAGGGACAGGCUACACCACUCGUUCGGGUCCCGCCGAAUCAAACGGACAGUUUGGGGAAUCGGUGAGAACGCACCUUCAGAUGCAAAUCGAUUUGCAGUAUUCAGUGUUAAUGCCCCUCUGUGUCGGUGGCAUAAAGGUGUGGUGUGACUUUUUACCGAUAAGGCAGGAGAAAGCAAUUUUAUGUUUCGGUGAGCCCAGUAGUUCAGAUUCUCCUUUGGUCUGUUAUGGUUUUGUUUGAUGUUUCGGGUAUAUUUGGGGAAACUGGCGUUGUUCAGGGGCUCUUAUCAACACUGCGUAUAGUCCAUUGGUACGGUACUCUGUUCAAAUUUUUUGUACUUUGUAACUCAGAUGCAAUUUGGUUGUUUUUAUACUUUCAUCUGUGCGAUAAGUAUGUAACAUUUGUAUUAUGUAACUCUACCAAUCUGAACAUUUUAGGAUACAUUUAUUUGUCUCAACUUGGCACUCCUCCUAAUCUUGUUGAAGGUUAACUGCUUUACGGUGUCUCACACAGAGUCUCUGAUAGCUUGCCAUUCGUAGGCCCUUUCCUGUGUCUUUGUGGGUAUACCAUACUGUUACAGCACUAAUGUACUGUUAGACCGCUACCAGCCCCUGGCAUAUAGUCCUGCGCUCUAAUUUAUUUAGAACACAACAGCAAAGGCACAGUGCUCAAACUACGCUGGAGGCCAACGCUUGGCACUCUUGUGUUCUGUAAUGUCUGUAGGCAGUGAGGUUUCUAAGUUUUAUAAUGGAGUCAGAUGUAAAAUAAAAUAUAUAGGAUGUAUCCCCUCGAAAUUCCAUUCCCGAAACAGCCGACGUAAGCGUAACCACGCCAUCCCUUACCCACUUUCCGUUUCGUCACUGGGCGGAAAAGUGGUCGUCCCUACACUUUUGUGCCAAAAUGGCUGUUCUUUGUAGCUUAGGCUAAGCUAUUAGAUGUUGGUGAACUGUGUACUUUGUCUUUCUUCAGUGCUGUGUCCUUGUAAAAUUGCAUGCAGAUGUUUAGCCAACUUGCUGGCUUAGUUGGCUAAUUUCCGCAACCUGUAAUAUUGGCCUUGAUCAUUUCUUGGGUGAUUUUAUUUACAGCAAAGAUGACCUUGAGAAAGCCCAAUAACCAAGUAUGAAAAUAUAUACAUAUCUAUAUAUAUUGAUCAUGGCCAGAUCUAAAUAACAAAUAUAGUUUACUUUUUUAUGUGGAUAUUUUUGUGUAACUAUUUAUUUGGGAAUGUUGCCCACGUGCAGAUUGUCCUUGUGAGGAAAUGAUUGAAAUAAAUGGCAAGAUAACCCUG